Molecule: messenger RNA, 1075 nt
Organism: Fukomys damarensis (Damara mole-rat)
Lineage: Eukaryota; Metazoa; Chordata; Mammalia; Rodentia; Bathyergidae
Gene: Hacd4
Product: 3-hydroxyacyl-CoA dehydratase 4
Exons: 7
Coding region: 146-799 (217 amino acids)
Biological process (GO): sphingolipid biosynthetic process; very long-chain fatty acid biosynthetic process; fatty acid elongation
Cellular component (GO): endoplasmic reticulum membrane
Molecular function (GO): 3-hydroxyacyl-CoA dehydratase activity
Source: RefSeq, a predicted model, not a curated record
CUCGAGCUGCCUUUAGCUGUGCACGAAGGAAGGAGACGGGAGCCAGGGAGCCGGGGCCUCCCUCGCGGGUCCGCGGGCUCCGGAAGCUGCCUUUUUUACCCCUUCGGCGGCGAGCAGCGAGGAUAAACUUACUCGAUGAAAGUAUAUGAAGAAUGUUUAUCUUUUCAUCUAUUAUUUAAUCCAGUUCUGUGGCCACUCUUGGAUACUUACAAACAUGACAGUCAGAUUCUUUUCAUUUGGAAAAGAUUCAAUGAUAGAUACUUUUUAUACUAUUGGACUUGUCAUGAGACUUUGCCAAUCCAUUUCUCUCUUGGAGUUGCUGCACAUUUAUGUUGGCAUUGAAUCAAACCAUCUUUUUCCAAGAUUUUUGCAGCUCACAGAGAGAAUCAUCAUCCUUUUUGUGGUGAUCACCAGUCAAGAGGAAAUCCAAGAAAAAUACGUGGUGUGUGUUUUAUUCAUCUUUUGGAAUCUACUGGAUAUGGUCAGGUACACUCACAGCAUGCUGGCAGUCACAGGGACAUCCUAUGCUGUCUUGACGUGGCUCAGUCAAACACUGUGGAUGCCCAUUUAUCCCCUGUGUGUUCUUGCUGAAGCAUUUGCCAUCUACCAGUCGCUGCCUUAUUUUGAGUCAUUUGGCACUUACUCCACCAAGAUGCCCUUGGACUUGGCCACCUACUUGCCAUAUGUGCUGAAGCUGUAUCUCCUGAUGCUCUUUAUAGGUAUGUACUUUACCUACAGUCAUCUUUACUCGGAAAGAAGAGACGUCCUCAGAGUCUUUUCCAUUAAAAAGAAAAUGUGAAGCACAGCAUUCCAAUGUGACAAGAAAAAGAUGGGACUCAGUGUCAGCAUAUCCAACACAGGAAUGAUUCUGGUGGACAAAUACUACUAGAGGAAAAAGUCAUGACAUUAAAUAACUGCCCCCUAAAAUUCUAGGUGACAAUAGUAUUUUUUUCUAAGACAUACACUCUGUACACCCUGCUUCGUCAAAGCUAUGGAUUUUAUACAAGUUAUAUUUAUAUUGUGUGAAUCUGAUUAUUUUUCUGUAAAGAUGAGUAAGUUCAAUUAAAUUGAGAAA